This is a messenger RNA of Trichoderma asperellum CBS 433.97, 1095 nucleotides long. RefSeq lists its product as uncharacterized. NCBI's taxonomy places the organism in Eukaryota, Fungi, Ascomycota, Sordariomycetes, Hypocreales, Hypocreaceae. The record is from RefSeq and is a predicted model, not a curated record. Gene Ontology annotation, molecular function: acyltransferase activity, transferring groups other than amino-acyl groups.
AGAAUUUCUAAACCUUUCGUACCAAAGGGCAAAGUACCAACGUUAUCUCAGCGUGACCGCACUGAGAUUUGCCAUUGUUGAGAUCGAUAACCUACGUAUCUGGUGAUUGUCUGGAAGACAGAAACUCAACUUAUGAAAAAAAAAGGAGACAACCAACUAUCUACAGAAAUAACAUAAACAUUACUAGAACUAUUUCCAGUAAUAAUGGAGUACACAGAGACUAUCAAGGUCCGCACAACGCUGCCACUUAUCCCACCCAUCAGCUCCAGAGACGAGAUACUCACUCCUCGCCUCCUGCUCCGCGCACCUCGCCUCUCCGACGUCCCUGCUCUGCACCUACUCCGCACCGAGCAUGAAGUCAUGAAGCACUCGGUACAAGGCGUCGACAAGACCCUGGAAGACACCAUCCGGAGCCUGGACGACUCGCUGCCUCCCAACGACACCAAAAACUACCACUUCCUCAUCUUCGAGCGGGACACGGGCGAGCUGGUCGGCAAAGGCGGCAUGCACAGCCUCCUAAGCCGGCGCUUCGGGUGGCCAGAAGUCGGCUACUCCUUCAAGCAGGCAGCAUGGGGGAAAGGAUACGCAACCGAGUUCAUGACGGGGUUCCUUGAGAGCUGGUGGAGCUUGCCUCGCAAAGAAAUUGAGAUUGAGGUUGAUCCGAAGAGCGUAGACGCCGAGGCCGGCAGCACUCCGACAAUCGUCGAGCUUCUCACGGCUAUAACAGAUGCCAAGAAUGUGGGAAGCGUCAAGGUGCUGGAGAAGACCAAAUUCAAUAAAUUCAUGGAAUGGAAAGGGGUAGAUAAUCGCGAGGCUUCCUUUGGCCAGGAUGUUAUAGUGCUUGGGUUCUCAAUGGCGGCUCCAUUGAAGGAGAGCAGCUGAAUUCUUCCUGAAUGAUUUUUACUUUCAUUGUGGAAAAGGAUAGAAGUCAGUUGAGUUGAGGGGGGAAAGAAGUUCCUAUAAAAAGGUUUUUACACUAUCUCGGAUUGAAUUCAGGAUCUUGUGAGCGUGAUGAGUGACUACGUUUGGACGCGAAGAGGAUAAUCACAUUGCUUCCAAAGAUUUUAGUAUAAACAUAAUGACUCUUACGAUGAC